This is a messenger RNA of Physella acuta, 1816 nucleotides long. Its product is annotated as G-protein coupled receptor dmsr-1-like. Gene Ontology annotation, cellular component: plasma membrane. Gene Ontology annotation, biological process: G protein-coupled receptor signaling pathway. The record is from RefSeq and is a predicted model, not a curated record. NCBI's taxonomy places the organism in Eukaryota, Metazoa, Mollusca, Gastropoda, Physidae. Gene Ontology annotation, molecular function: G protein-coupled peptide receptor activity.
AUGGCUUACACAUUGGAUCGGAACUACACCACGCCCUUCAUCAACAUGGGCGUCACCACCGUCGGCCUGACCACCGCCUCUUUCCUCAACUUCUCCGAGGAGAAGACGGGGCUGGAGCACUUCGCUGAGGCGUACCGCCCAAUGCACGGGGUUAUCGCCCCCAUCAUCUGCGUUCUGGGCAUCAUCGCCAACUGCCUCAACAUCGUGGUACUCACGCGGAAAAACAUGAUCUCCCCCACCAACGUCCUCCUCACCUGGCUCGCCAUCUCCGACGGCUUGACCAUGAUGGCGUACCUCCCCUACGCCAUCCUCAACUACCACGUCUUCGCUAAAGACGACGCUUCCCCUCUCAGCAACGCCCGGUUCAUCAUGUUCUUCGCCAUCUUCAGCGUGGUGGUCCACAGUAUAUCCAUAUGGUUAACCGUGUCCCUAGCCGUGUUUAGAUACGUCUUCAUUAGAUACCCACGGAGAGGAGCUAAAAUGUGCAGCACGUACCGAGCUAAGCUCACCGUUUUCAUCGUCUGCGUCGUCGUUACCUUAGUCUGCAUCCCCAACUCCGUCAGCUACAGGUUCGAGACCAACCUAACCGCUAAAAACCAAACCUCGUGGUUUAUCGACGUGAGGAAGGACACCCCAGGCUACCAGUUCCUGAAGAACUUCAAUCUCUGGAUACAAGCCAUCCUUGUCAAGCUGCUUCCGUGUCUUCUGCUAGCGGUGCUCAGUAUCCUACUCAUCAAACAGAUGAAAGACGCGGAGAAACGAAGAAAAAAAUUAAUGAACAAAAACAGUUCCAAAGUCGAAGACGACUCCCGCCGCCAUAGAAAAACUAACAGGACAACUCGAAUGCUUGUCGUGGUUGUCGCCCUGUUCGUUCUCACCGAAACCCCACAGGGGAUUCUUCAGCUUCUUGGAGGCAUCAUUGAAAGCUUCUUCGUCAAGGUCUACGGACCGCUUGGGGACUUAAUGGACUCGCUUGCCUUGUUCAACAAUGGCAUAAACUUCGUGCUGUACUGCACCAUGAGUAAACACUUUAGGGACACUUUUAUUAAGAUUUUUCUCAGUGACAUCGUCAAGGCCACGAGCGUGAGGAGCGAAGGUCAGAUGAUGACCGCGAGGACGACUCGGGUCUCGGAAGUGUGAGUCGAUGUGUGUCGUGGGAUAAGUUCUAUUUAAACUUUACAAGCGUUGUGGGGAAGUUCUGUUAAAACUUUACCAGCGUUGUAUGGCAGUUCUCUUUGAACUUUACCAGCGUUGUGGGGAAGUUCUCUUUGAACUUUACCAGCGCUGUAGUGUGGUUCUAUUUAAACUUUACCAGGUUGGAGUGAAUUUCUAUUUGAACUUUACCAGCGUUCUAGUGAUCUUUAAACUUGACCAACGUUGAAAUGAGGUCCUCUUUAAACUUUACCAGUGUUAGUGAUUUAGCUUGAAACUUUACACCUUCUUUGAGAAGCCUGCUUUCAUCUAUACUAACGUGAACUUAAAGUUUGCUUUAUAUUUUACACCUACAAAGUGAGGUUUACUUUCAUCUAUACCUACGUUAAAAUAAAAUUCAUUUUCAACGUUACCAACGUUUAAGCCAAGCUAUUCCCAAAAUAUAUGCUUGUGGCGUUACACAUGUCAUGAAAUGCUUCAAAGUGAGACACUAUCAAUUUUAUUUAAUCAAAGCUGUAUGCGCGUCACAUUUAACUGAUGGUGUGGAGUUUUAUUGGAUUCUUCAGUAACUACAUCGAUGGACUUAGUCAAUCACUCAACAAAGUUUCUUGAAAAUAUAAGGCGUUUGUGUGUCAGACACAUAUUAGUGUGUCUGCCACAUAUA